AUGAAGACUAUUGCUUUGCUCGCAGCCGUGGCUUCGGCCUUCUUCAUCCAGACCACUGCAGCUGCCCCGAUGACCACGCCCCCACCGGGACAUCAUAGAGGCGGUGCGAUCAUCGUCCAGAACACGAACAAACUCGUCGACGAGCCAUCCCUGCCACCGGUCGCCGUCCCGGAGGCUGUUGUGGUGCCUGCCCUACUUCCGCCCAUCGUUCCUGUCGCCCCAGCUCCCACGCUCGCUGUCGUGCCUCCGCCCGUGGCCCCCCUCGUCCCUGCGGUCCUUCCCGCCGCCCCGGUCGAACCAGCAAUGAUCCCAUCGGUGACGGUCCUGGAAGUACCCGCCGUAGAAGACGUCCAGAUCGUGAAAGCUCAACACUGA
This is a messenger RNA of Galendromus occidentalis (western predatory mite), 375 nucleotides long. RefSeq names its product classical arabinogalactan protein 4-like. The coding region runs from base 1 to 375 and encodes 124 amino acids. Lineage: Eukaryota; Metazoa; Arthropoda; Arachnida; Mesostigmata; Phytoseiidae. The record is from RefSeq and is a predicted model, not a curated record. The transcript has a single exon.